Molecule: messenger RNA, 972 nt
Organism: Arachis ipaensis
Lineage: Eukaryota; Viridiplantae; Streptophyta; Magnoliopsida; Fabales; Fabaceae
Source: RefSeq, a predicted model, not a curated record
AUGGCUGACGUACCGCCUCCUUCACUGUCCGAACUUAUGCGAAUGGUAACUGAGCUACAAGAAGCUAAUCAGCGAAUGGCUGACGAGAACCAAAUAAUGGCUGCUCAAAUUGCUGAGCUAAAUCAUGCUCGGAUUGAGCACAACGAUACCCAUCGCCAACAGGCAGAAGACGAAGAACAUCAGUCCCAACCGACUCAUGUUUCAGAAACUGCUCGAUACGAAGGGCAGCAACCCGAAGACGAGAAAGAAGAGUCCGAGGACCCUGUAGGCCCCUUCACAGAAGAAGUAAUGAACUUCGAACUGCCGAAGAGGUUCACUCUACCGUUGACUCUCACGCCUUAUGAUGGACUCGGAGACCCGAGGAAGUCCAUUUCGCGCUUUCAUCAGUUGGCGAAGUUAUUUGAAGAACAUUUCGCUGGAUCUGCAAUAUACUUGCACGAUUCCGAUUACCUGAACACUAUCAAGCAAGGACCAAACGAAAGCUUAAAGGAGUAUAUGACUCGCUUUACCAAGGUCGCAAUCAGCAUACCAGAUUUCCACCCCGAGGUCCAUCUGCACGCAAUUAAAAGCGGCCUCCGACCCGGAAAGUUCCAGGAAACGAUCGCAGUAGCAAAACCAAAGAUUCUAGCAGAAUUUCGAGAGAAAGCAAAAGGACAAAUUGACAUCGAGGAGCUCAGACAAGCUCGGAAGUCUGACAAGUCACACUUCCAGGAAGAAGAUAAGAACUCAACCGUUAAGAAAAGUUUUAAACUAACACCUCGAUUUGAUUCUUAUACGCAGUUUAACACUAAGAGGGAAGACAUAAUCAAGGAGAUCUUGAACUCCAAACUAAUUAAGCCUCCAAGAAAGGCCGACACAUACCAGGAUGCAAAGAAUGUGGACAAGUCAAAGUACUGCGCUUUCCAUCAGAAACACGGCCACAAUACCGAUGAUUGUGUGGUCGCCAAAGAUCUCUUAGAACGACUAGCAUGA